Oncorhynchus kisutch (coho salmon) is the source of this 1123-nucleotide messenger RNA. RefSeq names its product astacin-like metalloprotease toxin 5. Gene Ontology annotation, biological process: proteolysis. The transcript is spliced from 9 exons. The record is from RefSeq and is a predicted model, not a curated record. Lineage: Eukaryota; Metazoa; Chordata; Actinopteri; Salmoniformes; Salmonidae. Gene Ontology annotation, molecular function: zinc ion binding; metalloendopeptidase activity. Bases 121 to 852 code for a protein of 243 amino acids.
UACUUUGUGAUUGCUGCCCCACCCACUCUUUGACUGGAAAGAGAGCAAGUGUGUGAAUUUGUUUGUGCCGUUUCUUAGGUUCUCUUCUCCCAAAUCCUGGGGGACGAUCAUCGUUGCAACAUGGUUUGGCUUUUGAUUCUCUGGGUUGUCCAAGGUUCUACUGCCUCGAUGGGGCCACGUCGCAGACAAAAUGAUUGGUAUAAAACACCUGAAACCAGAGAAGAGGACUUACAGUUCGACCUUGCUAUCAUGGAGGGAGACAUUCUGGUUUCGGAAGACCGAUUAGCUGUGAAGUCACUUUGGCCGGAGAAUGAAGGCGUCACUUCUAUCCCCUACAAGAUCAACGGUGAUCUGGUGGACAGAAAGGAGACUAUGCUAGCAGCGUUCAAGAUGAUUUCAGACCAGACGUGUAUCCUCUUCCACGAAUACACCAAUGAGAUUAACUACAUAGAGUUAAUCCCUGGGACAGGCUGUGCGUCGUAUGUAGGUUUUCAGGGCGGGGCCCAGCCUCUGUACUUCGGUAGUGCCUGUAAUGUGGGGAACCUGUGUCAUGAGCUGAUGCAUGCCCUGGGCCUGCACCACGAGCACACACGGCCAGACCGUGACCAAUACAUCACCAUACAGUGGGACAACGUGGUCUCGGGAAAAGAAGAUAACUUUAAGGUGAAGGAAGGAGACACUCAGGAUCUGCCCUAUGACUACGACUCCAUAAUGCACUACGGAACUUAUUACUUCUCAUCAAACCGGAACCCCACUAUUGACUCCAAGAAGAGUGGAGUCCAGAUUGGACAGAGAAAUCACCUGAGCCCCCUGGACAUAGCACGCCUUAACAAACUCUAUCAAUGUGAAUAACAAUGCACAGUUUAGCAUUUAUUACACCAUCGAAGAAGAUUCCAACACCACUGCUGCCGACUGAUUCCAACACACAUGGCACUGACAUCCUAACUUCUCUUCACAACAAUGAAUAAGUUGGACAAGUCCCUUAAAGCUUUCUGAUGUAUUAUACGUGUGGCUGGCUGCAGGCAGUGGUUUUAUUUCUCCUGUGUACUCUUGCUGCCUUGAAUUAGGCCUAUACCACUGCACUUGUCUUGGAAAUAAAUAAAAUGACCUAGACUGAAAAGAA